Paecilomyces variotii is the source of this 252-nucleotide messenger RNA. RefSeq lists its product as hypothetical. The transcript is spliced from 5 exons. The coding region runs from base 1 to 252 and encodes 83 amino acids. NCBI's taxonomy places the organism in Eukaryota, Fungi, Ascomycota, Eurotiomycetes, Eurotiales, Thermoascaceae. The record is from RefSeq and is a predicted model, not a curated record.
AUGUAUCCCACUCGUGUUCUGAGGAUGCAGCCCUCGCGGCCCUUGUACUAUGCCUCUCCCAAGGAGGCCCAGAGCGCCCACACGAUCUCUCAGCGUCUCCGCCAGAUCAAGAAGAUGCCCCCAGAGCUGAUCCCGCUGGGCUUCGUCUUGUGCGUCGCUGUCGGAGCUGGUAUCUACUCCUGCAUCCACAAGCUCACGUCGGACAAGACCCUCCGUCUGUCCCGCAACCGCCCUGAGGACCGUGCCCACUAA